AUGGAAGAUAGUUGGUUUGAAGAUGAUAGUGAUGAAGACCAACUCGAUAUUGAAGAAAGUGGUUCAGAAACAGAAAAUGCUGAUAGUGAAACAUCAGAAGACGAUGAAUUUGAUUUAGACGAAGUUAUAUCAAGAUUUGAUGAUAAGGCAACAAGAGAAGAAAGAAAAAGAACAGAUAAAUUUGCUGCAAUCCGUGAAAUUUGGACAGAUUUUCAAGAUAAUUUGAGAACAUGUUAUACAUCAGGAUCCUCUCUUACCAUUGACGAACAACUUUUAGGCUUUAGAGGAAAGUGUCCUUUUCGUCGAUAUAUUUCAAAAAAGCCUGACAAAUACGGAUUCAAAUUUUGGUUAUGUGUCGAUACUAAUGCGUAUUAUGUUUUUAAUGCAUUUCCUUACGUCGGACGACAACUAGAUCAAGAACGACAAAAAAAGGUCGCUCAAAAUGUAGUUCUAGAUUUGCUAAAACCAUUGUAUGGUUCCAACAGAAACGUCACUGUUGAUAAUUUUUUCACAAGUGUUUCACUGGCUAAAGAACUUCGAACGAAGAAGUUUACUAUUGUUGGAACAUUACGAAAAAAUAAACCGGAAAUCCCUAUAGAAUUCCAGUCUAACAGAAAUCGUCAACCUGAUUCAUCACUUUUUGGUUUUCAAGAUAAUCUUACUCUAGUUUCAUUUGUUCCCAAACAAAAUAAAGCUGUUCUAUUGAUGUCUUCAAAGUAUCAUGAGACUUUCGUGGACAAAAAAACAGAAAAACCGACUAUUAUUUUGGAUUAUAAUAAAACAAAUGGACCUGUUGAGACUGUCAAUCAAAUGUGUCACUAG
Rotaria sp. Silwood2 is the source of this 822-nucleotide messenger RNA. The record is from the annotation of a GenBank genome assembly. NCBI's taxonomy places the organism in Eukaryota, Metazoa, Rotifera, Eurotatoria, Philodinida, Philodinidae.